UUCGCGUCAGUCCACGAGCCGCCGGCGAGGGGACCGCACGCUCCUCGUCACCGAAGCUUAUCAAAAACUAAAUAAAACAUCCAAACCCCUAACCGUCGAAAACAAACGGAGUUACAAAACAAAGUGUGUUUGUUUACAUUCAACACUAAAGUGUGAAUUCAAUGGAAACCAAACUUUAAGUGAACCAAGUUUUGACAAGGAUUUCGUAUAUUUACACAUGGUAUCGGAGGAAUCAUGCCAUCGCUGUUAUCGCUCGUAAGAUCAGAACGAGCCUGUGGCGUCAUUCGAAGAUAUCUUUGACAGAAUACAGAGAUAUAAGUAUCUCAGUACUAGUUCGACUUGACAAGCAGUGGUGAACGAGGCUCCAAGGAUCCGGACCGAAGCGGGACUCGGCUUCCAAAUUCGAAAUUUAAAAUUUCGAACCGCCGAUUGGUCGGAUCCGUCGAGGUUGGUGCCGCGUUGUGACCGCCGGCGCCACUUGGAAGACUCGGGUGUGAAGUGGACAGUAGUGAGUGCAGUGACAUGGCGAGUACGGGCGGAGAGAUCUGGCUGCAGUGGUUCGCGUGCUGCUACCAGCCCGCGGCGCAGGCGCAGCGCACGAGGCGGAGAAUAGACCGCUCCAUGAUAGGGGCUCCCACUAAUUUCCAACACACAGGACACAUAGGCUCCACGGACAUGGAGAUGCCGUCGUCGCUGCUGCACUCCAUCCAGAACCAGAUGCAGAGCAAGGGAGGGUACGAGAUGGCUUAUGGAGUCAAGGUGUAUUGAAGAAGCUAAAGAGGACUCUAGUGACUUGUGUUGUGUUAACAAUAAGAAAACCUAUUUAUUGAUACCACGUGACUACUCGACCAAGCAGAAUUGUUCGCGCCCGAGUUUACCUUAUUAUGGCGCAAAGGUAUUGAUUGUCAACAA
Molecule: messenger RNA, 912 nt
Organism: Plutella xylostella (diamondback moth)
Lineage: Eukaryota; Metazoa; Arthropoda; Insecta; Lepidoptera; Plutellidae
Gene: Spec2
Product: CDC42 small effector protein Spec2
Biological process (GO): regulation of Rho protein signal transduction
Cellular component (GO): plasma membrane
Molecular function (GO): small GTPase binding
Source: RefSeq, a predicted model, not a curated record